This is a messenger RNA of Salpingoeca rosetta, 2827 nucleotides long. RefSeq names its product CK1/CK1/CK1-G protein kinase. The record is from RefSeq and is a predicted model, not a curated record. The transcript is spliced from 9 exons. The coding region runs from base 427 to 1569 and encodes 380 amino acids. NCBI's taxonomy places the organism in Eukaryota, Choanoflagellata, Craspedida, Salpingoecidae. Gene Ontology annotation, biological process: peptidyl-serine phosphorylation; signal transduction; endocytosis. Gene Ontology annotation, cellular component: plasma membrane; nucleus; cytoplasm. Gene Ontology annotation, molecular function: protein serine/threonine kinase activity; ATP binding.
CCCCCGCCCACCUCUCUCGUUGCCUUUUUUGUUUCGCACCAAGCACCAACCAACAACGCAGGCAGCUCCUGCUUUUUCUUCCAGCUACGCACCACACACAGUCAGCAAGCAACGCAGCCCAUCUCAAGCCCAGCCCAGUUCUUGGAGGCAAGAGAAGCAGCAAGCAAGUGAAGAAAGGAAGGACCCCCCCCCCUUUCGUCUGUAGCCAGUCCCAGAGGGAGAGCGGGGAUCACCUGAGCCAACGUUGCUCACAUCAAGCUCUCUCAUCACUGCCUGCACACCACCUCAAGCCGCGAUUGGCCUUUCGUGGCAGCGGUGAUCCUCCUCGUCAUUGGUGUGGACUCAGCCCAUCCAGACGCACAGUCCCGUACUGCUCAAACCUACCAGCACCCAUCACAACCAAGCACACACACACACACACACACAAUGGCUCGGAGGACGGGCAGGUAUGAUGAGCGCGGGUACUCGUCGUCCAGGGACAAGGACAGCGAGGUGCUCAUGCUCGGGCCCAACUUCCGCGUUGGCAAGAAGAUCUCCGCAGGCAACUUUGGCGAGUUGAGGCUGGGGAAGAACCUGUACACAAACGAAGAUGUGGCCAUCAAGCUUGAGCCCGCAAAUAGCCGCGCACCGCAGCUCUACCUCGAGUACAGAUUCUAUCAGCUCCUCGGCUCACAAGUGGGCAUUCCGGAGUGUUACUACUUUGGUAGCUGCGGCAAAUACAACGGUCUCGUGCUGGAGCUUCUCGGCCCCUGUCUGGAGGAUUUGUUUGACAUGUGCGGCCGCAGGUUCUCCCUCAAGACAGUGUGCAUGGUGGCCAUCCAGCUCAUCACAAGGCUGGAGUACGUGCACAGCAAGCACAUUGUGUAUCGCGACAUCAAGCCCGAGAACUUUCUUGUUGGCCGCCGCUCGUUACACGGCGACUCCACCAUCCAUAUUAUCGAUUUUGGCUUGUCGAAGGAGUAUGUGGAUCCAGAAACAAACAAACACAUCCCUUACAGGGAGAGAAAAAGUCUCACAGGGACAGCACGCUACAUGAGCAUCAACACACAUCUCGGCAAAGAACAAAGCAGACGUGAUGACAUGGAGGCCUGCGGACACAUGCUCAUCUACUUUCUGCGUGGAAGCUUACCGUGGCAAGGGCUCAAGGCAGACACGCUCAAGCAGCGCUAUCAGAUGAUUGGCGACACCAAAAUCCAAACGCCCAUUGACGUCCUCACAAAGGGAUUUCCAAGCGAGGUUGGCACGUACCUGCGCUACUGCCGCCAACUGGACUUCUACCAGGAGCCAGACUACGCCUACCUCAGGCAGCUCUGGUGGGACAUCUUCAAGCGCGAGGGCUACAAGGAUGACGGCAUCUAUGACUGGACAAAGACGCCGCCAUCGGCAGCAGCAACAUCGUUGUCACGAACAACGGGCGCGCAACCGAGCCAGCCAGCUCCCCGUGUGCCGGAAGCCCGGGGCCCUGCCGGCGGUGGGCGGAGCGCUGCGCCACGGACCACCCGCGUGGCGGAGCAGGACACAUCGUCAUCGUCGUGCGGAUGCUUUGGCCGCCGCCGCAACAAGAGAUGAUACGCAGACAAGCGGUGACACAUGUCAUCGCGCACGCUCGUGGACAACGGCAGCUGGCAGCAUGGGUGUUUGAAGCGCAGCGCAAGUGGUGUGAGGCGUGUACUUGUAUCACUAGAUGAGUGGGCGGAUGGAUGAGGGCAAAUGUUUGUUGGUGAUGGUGAUAGAAGUUGGGGGGGGGGGAAGGUUGGCGGUGUCGAGGAGGUGUAUGUGUAGCAGGCAGGUUGGUUGGUCGGUUGGUUGGUGGAAACGAGUGGUCUUUUUCCGCUGAUGACAGCGACAACAAUGACGGCGGCAGAUUGAUCAAUUUGGGAGGAAGACGAGGCAACCAAUGAUGGAUGUUUAGUGUGAAGCUUGUCAUGUCUCCUUUUGUUUUGUUUGGGCGUGGUUGACUUCUCGUCACGUCAUGUUGUGCUAAGUGCGACCGCUGGGCUCGGCAUGCACGCGCGCGCAAACAUGUCCGUAUUUUUCCCUGAUAUCUCUUUUGUCGCUGGCGCCGUGGCCGCGGAGUAUCCUUCUUUCCCUAGCUUGAACCGCGCUCCAGGCUUGUGCUUUGAACACUGCGCUCGGUCCAGCUGUCGUGUUCACCGUCUGUGCUUCCGCUUGCCGCUGCUCUGUAUUCUUCCCCCUUGUCUGUCUGUGUCUCCUGCUUGUCUGCGUUUCCCUGUCCCGCUCCUCCCGCCCUUUCCCCUGCCCUCUGCUCCUUUUCUGCUCUCUCCCCUCUCCCCUGCCCCUCGUCUCUUCCCGCUCGCCUUUGCCCCCCCCCCUCCGUGCCCUCUCUCUGUUUCGCGCCCUCUCUGUCCCUUGCUCGCUGUGCAACCCCGUGACAUGAUGACCACAGCACUCUGUGUUGUGAAAUGAUUGAUUGGCUUGCUGUUCGUUCCUACUACUAGGUUUUGUCUGACUUUUGCGCCUUCCAUGCUUGCUUGCUUUUGCUUUCCUGCUUUGUUUUCCCUUGCUUCUUUGGCUCUUGUGAUCCAUCCAUCCAUCCGACGCUGUUUUUGUUUUCUUGUUACAGUCCGCUAAACCAACAGGCGUGUUGUGUGUGUGUGUGUGUUGUGGCGUGUGCGAUGAUAUGUUGAUGAGUGCGGCCUAUUUGUUUUUCGUUUGUUGUACCUUCGCCAUCUCCGUCUUUUGUCUUCAUGGUUUGUCAUUGCCGGCUCUCCUCUUUUGGUGCCUUGCAGCACGUUUGUUUUUGUUGUUUGCUCGUGCGUUCGUUGCUUGACAGGUCCACAGACAAUACAUCACACACAAACAAGCA